CGCCUCGGCAACAACGCACCCAACACAUAUCAGCGACCGCGUCCACGCCCAUAAUAUCCGCGCUUCCCCGUCGAAAUCCGUCGCGCUCUGCUAUCUCCCUAAUGCAAAUCUUUCCGCCCGCGUCGAAAUGCCUCCCACACGACCUCACCCUUUCCCGACCGUACCGAGCAAGCCGAAGCGCACACACAUCGACGCCACGAGAACACGAGCGGCCUACUCUACGGUCUGACUUGGCAGUCUCCUAGUCCGAGCCGAACCCCAAGUCGAUCGAAACGCGCGAGCUAGUCAUACUCGGAUACACAAGCGCCAACGAAGUCAUGGCUAGCGCUACACAAAACCAACAAGCCGUGGAGACACCAGCCUCGAUAGAGAACCAGAAGCGGUGGCGCGAUCUAAACGCACGGUUGCACCGGGAUGGCUACGCCGACAUCCUGUCUUCGCUCCCAUCCCAUAGAGAGCUGAGGAUCGGUUUGCAUCCUGUCUUGAAGCUUCCAAUUUUCCACUUCGGCACGCUCGGCAGUCGACGCGUCUACGUCGUUUCCAGCUAUGGCACCAUCACCCACCUUAGCACGGGCGACACAGCGGGGCAGGUGUAUCUCCCGGUGGAAGGCGAUCCGUUUUCGAUUGAGAUCAGGCCGCCGUUCUCGUCGCUUAAAGAUCAUGGUAUGGGCGCGUCGUUGCUGAAGGAAGAGCUUCUGGCCAUGGUGCGGUAUUAUUUCUUGUCAUGGGCGCCUGUGUCUGCGAUGCGGAACGCGCUUGGAGUCAUGCAAACUCCGGAUUACUCUUUCCUGCUCAAUGCGUUGAACAUACUUGCGGAGGCUCAGCGUUUGCCCAUACCGCCCUCGAAGGAGGAUCAACUCACGAAAAGCAAUAUCUGUACUGAGAGGGAUGAUGUACCCAGCUGUAUACCACCUAAUGAUCCUACAAGCGACCGCGUCCGGGGGCUGAGCAACGCCAAUGCGCUAGCGCAUAUUCGAGAUGUACAUCAUGAUACGACUACGAAGAAAACUAAUGAUACGGCGACAGAGCAGAGUUCUACAGCAUCGUCUAUCGUAAAAGCCAUAGAAGUAUCUUCCCCGGGACCAGUUGAGGCCAUUAACGGCGACUUUCAGAAGCUCGCCGAGCCAAAGCACCCGCCGAGCGCUACCAAGAAGCAAGAAGUUAUCGUUCACGAUAAGAGACCCGAAGCACCCGAGGAGCGCAAUGCGAACGACGCAACAGAGACCGUCCUGCCAGACCCAGGUCCGCCCGAAACAGCGACCAAGGAAUCGUCUAGCGAAAAUGCUGGUUCCGCAUCUACAGGAGCUAAGAUAGGUGUCAAUGAGGGCACCAAGACGAUUCCAGGCCGGCAACAAGGCGAUAGCGCUGUUAGUAGCGAAAUUACUACCAAAAUCUCACUCCCUAAGACAGACACCGCGCUCCAAACUCUCCGCUCGCAGAUCGGCAUGGACCGACUAUCCGUCCUCCCCGACUUAUCCACCCUCAAAUUCGACGAAGUCCGAGACCUCCCCGACUACCUCCCAUUAAUCCUCCGCAUAGGAACUCUCCACGACGCCCCCGAAACCAUAGAAGUUUGGGCUUUCCUUAAACCGGGCGAAGGCGGCUCAUCCAUCGAGUUCACCGCUUACGACGAACAGCAGCGAGAAGUCGACUGGUUCGAGCUCCCCGACCUGGCGGUGUGGUCAUACUUCUUGGCCGCUAUUAUGCUGGAGCAACCAUUCGCCAGCAUGCAAGAUGAAGAGCAGUUCACGGCCCUUGUGAAGUAUUACUUUUUGCUCGCUGCGGAGAAAAGACUUUUUGGUUUUGGGGACGCGGGUCAUAAGAUUGGUGUCGAUUGGACGCUUCGAGACGGUUUGAUUGAUGCUUGUGAGAGUGUAGGUGGGGAGUCCGAGAUCAAGAAGAUGAAGAAGUCGCGGGUUCAUACGAGAGGGAUAGCGAAGGUUGUCAAGAUCUCCACAAAGCGAAGUUACGAUAAAGUUCCCACAAAGCGAAGUCACGAUAAAAUUCCGCCCAGUUCUGGAUCUGACGGCGAGGGCGAGACGCCUUCACGCGCUCCUGAUAGGAGACGUCAGACUGCAGGGCACGCGACGAAGAAACCGCGAUCAUCUGUCUCAGACGGUACAGGUGCCUCUAGCAAACAAGGCUCGGGUAUGAAUAAGAACCCGCGCUCAUCGCUGUCCAAACCUGACGCCGCAACUUCAACGCCUAUGAGCUCGGCCGGACGCGGCAAGAAUCGAUCACCCCAAAAGCAGCGCCAGAUAAUCAAGCCUAUCCCAUUGAAAGGCUAUUCCGACUCGGAUACGGAGACAGACUCGAUCCCGCCGAAGGCCCCUCCUCAACCCACCGUCCCCCCAAAAGCUCCAGAACCAGUUCGAGACCUCCUUACUCCCGUACCCGCUGUCCUCUCCAACCCGCCCACCGAGAAGGAGCUCCAAGCGCUAGACCUCCGAUCACACCAAUUAGAUGACCACAUCGCCAGCCUCAGUCAGGACAUCGCAGUCUAUGCCGGCAAGGUGAAGCAAGCUAAGAAGAUGAUCCUGAAGCAACGGGGACUGGAUAAGCAGAUGGCAGAGUACUGGGAAGAUAGUAUUAAGGAGUAUGAAGGGAGGAUUGAGACGACGAGGGAGCGGGUGAUGGUGGCAAUGGAGGAGAAGAGAGAGUUGGAUGGCAGGAUUAGGAAGGUGUUGGAGGAGUGGCCGGGUUUGGCGGAUAAGAUUGUGCUGAGUAAAGUUUAGGGGAGUUGGUUUGAUUGUAAACGGAUUGUAUAGUCCUUGCAGCGAAUAGGAACGCGGGGUAGGUAUUUCUGGUGGUUCCUUGUUUCAUUAUGUUGCGACUUGCUCACACUCGCGUUCGGGCGGAGCUCUUGACCGUUGGCAUUGAGUUACUCUAUAGCUUAACGUUGGCACCGAGCGCAAAUGAGUGACAGACCAGCCUAUGCCAUAUCUUGUGACGAGCCUUACUGACCGUAGGCUACUCACAUGGAGUAUCAACGGCGUGCCAAGUAGAGGGGAUCGUGCAGGUGCAUACAUCCUCCGCACUAGGCUUAUUUGGGUAGUCCAUCG
Messenger RNA from Trematosphaeria pertusa, 3062 nucleotides. RefSeq lists its product as uncharacterized. Lineage: Eukaryota; Fungi; Ascomycota; Dothideomycetes; Pleosporales; Trematosphaeriaceae. Bases 318 to 2735 code for a protein of 805 amino acids. The record is from RefSeq and is a predicted model, not a curated record. The transcript has a single exon.